AUAUAAGUAUUUAUAAGUAAUCUGAAUAGUUCUUCCACCAUAGACCGUAUAUGGGUUAUUCACACUCUGUACCCUGAAUGUACCCUGGAGUUGCGCAUGCGCAGCGCGGUGUACGGAAGCCUGCUGGUGUGUGAAUGCGUGUGUGUGUGUUGGUGCUCCUCCGGUCUCCUCCCGGUGUGUGAGCUGCUCUCUCCCGGUCCUCCUCCUCCUCCUGCUCCUGCUCCUCCUCCUGCCCGGCUCUGAUCCGGCUCCUCUCUCCGCUCUCUGCAUGCUGUGUCUGUGUGACCCGUCGGGACCCGAACCCGGAGCGACCCGGACCUGAGACCUGGACCUGAUCCGUGUGUGUGUCGGUACGUGCUGCUGACAUCUGGAGCCGCUCCGGAUCACCGGGAGGAGGUUCAGUAAUCACCUGGACAGUUUACAGCAGCGUGGGAGCAUCAUGUGGAGGAAGGCCUCGGCGGCGGCGGCCCUGCUGGCGCUGGCUGUCGGUUACUUCUACCACGGCGGCUCAGAGCUGCCGGGAGAAAUCCUCCAGUACAUCAACCUGCCCAACGUCCAGACGGUGUCCCAGAGUCCCAGCAGCCUGGAGACCAUCAUCUCCUCCGCCUGGGAGACGCUCAUCACCCUGCCCACCAGGCAGUGGAGCCGAGUGGCCGUCGGGGUGAACGCCUGUGUGGACGUGGUGGUCUCUGGAGUCGGCCUGCUGCAGGCUCUGGCUGUGGAUCCCGGUUCUGGUCUGGACCACGAGGUCCUGCACUCUAAAGAGGACCUGAAGGAGGCCUUCAUCCACUACAUGGAGCGCGGCGCGGCUGCAGAGAGAUUCUUCAGCGACAGCGAGGUCUUCCAGAGGAUCGCACGGGCGGCUGCAGAGUACCCCGGAGCCAAGCUGUAUGUUGGAGGAAACGCUGCGCUCAUCGGUCAGAAGCUCGCCACCUACUCCGACCUGAUGGUCCUGUUAUGCGGCCCGGUGGGUCCUAAACUCCACGAGCUGCUGGACGAGCAGAUCGUCGUCCCCCCAGAGUCUCUGCAGGAGACGGACGAGUUCCACCUCAUCCUGGAGUACAAAGCAGGAGAGCAGUGGGGCUCCACUCAGGCUCCUCAGGCCAACCGCUUCAUCUUCUCCCACGACGUGUCCAACGGCGCCAUGAGCUCGCUGGAGACCUUCGUGGCGAGUCUGGAGGAGUUUGAGCCGGAGCUGGUGGUCCUGUCGGGGCUCCACAUGAUGGAGGGGCAGGGCCGAGAGCUGUGGGAGGAGCGGCUCAAAGAGGCUGUUUCAGCCAUUUCUGACAUCCGUAAAGAUAUCCCCAUCCACCUGGAGCUGGCCAGCAUGACGGACAAAGACUACAUGAACCGCAUCAUGCAGGAGCAGGUUAUGCCCAUAGUGAGCUCCAUCGGGCUGAACGAGCAGGAGCUGCUCUUCCUGUCUCAGGCCGGCGAGGGGCCGCACGCCGAGCUGGCGGCGUGGAAAGGGAUCCCCGACGUGGGCCGGGUCAGCGACAUCCUGCUGUGGGUGCUGGAGCAGCACGGCCGCAGCGAGCCGUCCUCCGAGGCCGACCUGACGCGCAUCCACUUCCACACGCUGGCGUACCACAUCCUGGCCACGGUGGACGGUUACUGGGGCAACCAGGCGGCGGCGGUGAUGGCGGGGGCGCGGGUGGCGAGCAGCCAGGCGUGCGGCCUGCAGACGGUGGACGUCAGCAAGGUGGAGCUGAAGGCGCCGCUGGAGUUCUACAGCUCGCACACGGAGCCGCGGCAGAAGCUGAGGCUGAACCCGGAGCAGCCCGCCACCGUGUGGCGCCGCGGCAACGUCACCUUCCACAUGACGGCCGUGCUCGUCUGCAAACAGCCGCUGCGGACUGUCGGGCUCGGGGACGCCAUCUCCGCCGAGGGGCUCAUGUACUCGGAGCUGCAGAGCCCGCAGCCGUUCUGAUGCGGCGCCGUCUGUCCGGACGCCUGCGGCCGCCGGCUCGCCGUCUCCUGCGUCUUCCUCCUCCGAAGCUCCACGAGGUAACGAAGCGACCGAUAGUUAGAUUAUAAAUCCUGCCUGAUGACUCCUCCGGCCCGCUCGGCCUCCCUCCUCCCUCCUCCGCUCCUCCAGAGCGCCGGGGCGUGGCGGGGGCGGGGGCGCGGCGCCGGGCGGCGAGGCCACCUGACUCUAUGCACCGGCCGCAGCUCACAGCCGUCUCCACUAACUCCAAAGAGUUCUGUUGGCUCUCCUGAUUUCCUUUGACCUGCAUAUCUUCAUAUGCUGUGCCUUGAGAAGAGAAGAGAAGUUUAACUUUAGAUUAUUUUAUUCACAUUUUAGAGCCAAAAACAAACUAAAAGCGAAGCAUCACGUCAGUAAACCUGCAGAGAAAGACGAUAGAUCAGCACACGUGUUGGCAUUUUAUGUUUCUGCAAACCACAGAUUCAUUAAUAUGAGACGUUCUUCUGUCUGAAGACGAAGCGAUAUGAUGUUACAACCAUCAGGUGGACGGGACCAGACACCUCCGAUUCGUUCUGGUCAGACUAAAUUCUCAUUGGUUGGAUGAUCGCUGCUGUUCAUGUGUCCAACAAAGUGUUUUUUUCAGCUCUUUGGAGCCAAAGAGUUGUUUUUCCUUUCAGUUAAGAGCCAUGCAUUAAAAACUUGGCUCAUCUAUUGCAAAGAGAGUUAUUGUUUGGGUUCAAAACAUGCAGCUGCAGAAAGUCAGUGCACGCCAUGAUCACCUGGGCAGAAAACAGGCUUUUAUUUCUGGCGCCACCUGCUGUUACCCUCCAACAUCACAGCUCCUGUUAAACUGUACGUGUUGUACACUGCAAAUUAUUUGCUUACCAACAUAAAAAAAACUUAGAUUUAGAAGUGUUGGAUAAUUUAUUUUGUUUUAAGAGUUAAUUUCUUAUUUAGAGUGUUCAACAUCCCUCAGAUUUAGUGUUUUUAUCUUCUUUUUAGACACCCUUCCUUUUUUUUUUUUAAGAAAAUGGGAUUAAGCUCUCCGCUAACUUGAAUGAGAAUUAAACAAUUUAAUCCAACAACUCCUCUGUUUUCGGGCCGAAUGGAUCAAAUUUUGUCUGUAAAAUGAGUCAUUUUGUGGGUUGUGAUGACCGAAAAUAACUCUCCACUCAGACAGACGGCUGCAGAGUGAAAAUGCUCGUUUCUUGUGUUGGAAAUAAAAACUAAAGCUGCCCUCAGGAACACUUGUAGGUAGAGUUUGCUCCGGCAUUGUGGCUGAUUUAGUAACUCUAGCAUGCAGAUUUUUUCCCACAUCGACCGAUCGAAGGAUGAGUCAGUGACUGUUAAGAUUUUUGGGUAAGAAAACCAACCCUGGAGUAGGGCUGGGCGAUACGAACCAGAAUUCAUAUCCCGAUAUAUUUAGGCUGAAUAUCGAUAUACGAUAUAUAUCCUGAUAUUUUUAUCACAAAGUGAGAGCAAAUGUUCAGUCAAAGUCAAAUAUGACAUGUCACAAGUUGUUUGAUUGAAACCGUUUAUUUAAGUGAACAUAAAUACUGUAUAACAACAGGAGAACCUUUUAAAAAAAAAUCAAAGCUCCAUAAAGUGCACAUUUAAAUAAAAAAAAUCUCUUACAUAAAAAUAACCUACGAAAUAAAAUAGGCCAAUCUUUUUCUGAAAUAAAUAUAUUAAUAUGAGAAAAGAAUAACGAACAUUACAAAAUAACUAAAUAUGACAAACCCUAGUAAGGGCAGCAUUUAUAUAUAAAGAAAGAAAAAAAAUUGAAUAUCGAUAUAUGCGUUAUGGUCUAAUUCCAUAUCACAUUUAAAAAUAUAUUGAUAUAUUUUUUAUAUCGAUAUAUCACCCAGCCCUACACUGGACUUUAAACUGCGGACGGUGUUAGUGACCUGUUGCUGAAAGUUAAAUCUGGAAUUUGUGUUUUUUUUUGUUUUUUUUUAUCUAACCCUGUCAUUUUCACAGAAUUCUAACCAAAGUGUUUUUAAAGCUUUUAAAGCAGCGAUCAUCCCAUGUUAGAACGAGAACGGGUUGCAGCCGUUCUGUAACCUUUAAAUUCUACAUAUUUGUGGUUAUAAAUGUGGAGAUUUUGUGGUUUGCAGAAGCGUACGAUGCCAACACGUCCUGCUGACAUAAAUAUUCACUCCCAUAUAAAUGUCUCUGUUUGACUGGAAGCUGGUGAGCGUCUGACUGUAGCUUCAGUGCUUCUUGAUGUUCUGUGUUUCAUUAACGUCUCUUAGUGUCUCCGUCACUCAGCUCGCUCCUCUUCACCUCUAAUAACUGUUAAACUAGAUAAUAAAUACUUGACAUUUCUGGAGUUUGUUUCCUGAGAGGAAGAGGAAGAGGACCACAGCGUUUUAGUUUCCUCAGUCGGAUAUAAAGAUGUUAAAGUUUGUAAACGCUCCAUAAAAACCCUCAUUAAUAAAUGGUAAAUUAGCAGUUAAUUACACUUACUAUUUAGUAUUUAUUUUACUGUAAAAAAAGUUUUUUAAAGGUUUGAAAAAUGUCAAAUUCUUUCUGCUGUGAAACUAAUCACCUACAUUUUAAAUUUAAUUUUAGAUAUUUAACAUUUAUCUGAAUGGGAAAGUUUUUUGGUUCCCACUAGUUUCUUUUUGAAGAAUUAUUGGUUAUUACAAACUUUGGUCUAAGGUCGGAAAAAAGUAAUUAAUUGUGUUAAAUCAGAUUUAUCAGUUUAUUGUUGCUCACAUUUUAACAAUGUGGUUAUUUUUGCAACAAAUAUUAUCUAUUUAAAUAAAAAUGUAUGUAUUUACCAUUUAACAAUGUAUUAUAAUCGUCAUUUUGAACUUCAUCAUGCCAUUAAAAUUAUUUUAUAUCAAUUAUUUUUUAAUAGAUGUUUUACAAAUGAUUUAGUAAAAAAUCGCCAAAUAGAUAAAAACAGAUACUUUAAAUAGUUAUAUAGUAUAAAAUGUUAUAAUGUGUGCAACAAUUAACUGUUAAAUAGCAAAGUAUAACUAUAUCAUAAUUAUUAUAUUAUAACAACUAAUAUGUUAAUUUUAUUUAUUUCCCUUAAAUCUUUUUUUCCUUUGAAGUCCAGGAAAUAUUUGCUAAAUUAUGUCAUUUUGGUGUACAAUUAAAGGAAAAUCGAUGAAUUUUUUAAUAUUUUAUUUAAAUUUUUCAAUAACAAUAAAAUAGUAGUUAACAAAAGUUUGAUUAAUGGCCAAUUUACCAUUUAUUCAUAAGGGUUAUUAUUAUGUGUUACCUGGUUAUUAUAGAGUUAUUUUAGUCGCUGUUGCUUAUAAAUUACUGAUGCAGAAAAAGUUUAAUUUUACAAAUGCAAACGUUGUUUCUUCGUGCAGUAAAACUCAGUUUACAAACAUGUCGACUAAUUAAUUCUGUUGGUGAUAAAGUCAGUUAAAGGUACAAUAAAGUUUAGGUCACAUGUUUUCAGGGUUACUGUAUUCGUUAUUUUCUGUUUUGAUGUAAAGAUGAAUUUCUUUCUGUCAUUUUUUAAAAUGUGAUUUUAACCUGAUCGGCUGGAAAAUCUUAAAAGCUGGCCAGUGAAACAAAACUGCAAGAGAAGCUUCCUGUAGGAACAUUUUGCUUUUUCAUGUUCUUGUUUUUAUUUUCUCUCUGAGCUUAUUUGGGAUCUGGGGGCGUUACUGUUGGAACAAUGUAUCCGUAUACCUCACAUGGCCACUGAAGGCAUGCAAUAAUGGAGUCUUAAUGCAAACAUCCAGCACAGACGUGUGUGGCAUUUUGUUUUAGCAGAAUUAAUUCUUUGCACUAGUACGAAGUGGUGCAGGUGUGCCUGCAAAGGUGAAUGUAACCUGAACUCCGAACCCCCCCUUUAUUUUUAGCAAGUACAAUCUAUUCAUCUUCACUCAUUCUCUAGUUUGUGUCUCAUGUUUUUAACUUUUGUUACUUUUGUCGACAAGUUUCAUUUACUUGUAGUCUGUCAUUAAAAAUAUCUAUGGAGAAUA
This is a messenger RNA of Centropristis striata (black sea bass), 5883 nucleotides long. RefSeq names its product ADP-dependent glucokinase (gene adpgk). NCBI's taxonomy places the organism in Eukaryota, Metazoa, Chordata, Actinopteri, Perciformes, Serranidae. The record is from RefSeq and is a predicted model, not a curated record. Gene Ontology annotation, biological process: glucose metabolic process. The coding region runs from base 440 to 1930 and encodes 496 amino acids. The transcript is spliced from 8 exons. Gene Ontology annotation, cellular component: endoplasmic reticulum. Gene Ontology annotation, molecular function: ADP-specific glucokinase activity.